GGGGGGACCACCUGUGUCCCCCACAGGGGCCCCCCAGAGCCUGGGGGCCCCCAGCACUGGAGCCUGGAGGUGGACGAGGUGCUGACAGGUGCUCAGCGAGAUGCUCCCCAGCCCCUCCUGCUCCCUCCCCAUCCUCCUCCUUUUCCUCCUCCCCAGUGUCCCAAUGGAGUCCCAUCCUCCACCCUUACCACUGCCCCCAUUUCUAGCCCCUGAAUGGGACCUCCUGUCCCCCCGAGUAGUUCUGUCCAGGGGCACCCCCGCUGGACCCCCUCUGCUAUUCCUGCUGGAGGCCGGGGCCUUUGGGGAGCCAGCAGGCAGCCCCGCCAACCGCAGUCGGCGAGGGGUGAGCGAGACAGCACCAGCAAGUCGCCGGGGAGAGCUGGCUGUGUGUGAUGCGGUCAGCGGCUGGGUGACGGACCGCCGGACAGCCGUGGACCUGCGUGGGCGUGAGGUGGAGGUGCUGGGCGAGGUUCCUGCGGCUGGAGGCAGCCCUCUCCGCCAGUACUUCUUUGAGACCCGCUGCAAGGCUGACAGCACUGCUGAGGAAAGUGGCCCUGGUGCGGGUGGGGGAGGCUGCCGGGGUGUGGACCGGAGGCACUGGGUGUCUGAGUGUAAGGCCAAGCAGUCCUAUGUGCGGGCAUUGACCGCUGAUGCCCAGGGCCGUGUAGGCUGGCGAUGGAUUCGAAUUGACACUGCCUGCGUCUGCACGCUCCUCAGCCGGACUGGUCGGGCCUGAGGCCCCUGCUCAGGAAUUGGGC
Mustela erminea (ermine) is the source of this 758-nucleotide messenger RNA. It is a transcript of the gene NTF4, whose product is annotated as neurotrophin 4. Gene Ontology annotation, molecular function: growth factor activity; nerve growth factor receptor binding. Gene Ontology annotation, biological process: nerve development; regulation of neuron differentiation; positive regulation of peptidyl-serine phosphorylation. The transcript has 2 exons. Lineage: Eukaryota; Metazoa; Chordata; Mammalia; Carnivora; Mustelidae. The record is from RefSeq and is a predicted model, not a curated record. Gene Ontology annotation, cellular component: extracellular region. Bases 101 to 736 code for a protein of 211 amino acids.